Molecule: messenger RNA, 333 nt
Organism: Podarcis lilfordi (Lilford's wall lizard)
Lineage: Eukaryota; Metazoa; Chordata; Lepidosauria; Squamata; Lacertidae
Source: the annotation of a GenBank genome assembly
AUGUCCCUCUUUCAAACUGCUUUUGAAACUAGAGUUUUAAAGCAUUCUAUUUAUCUUGGGAAUCAACAAUUCAAAGUCUACUUUUCACUGGGCAUGACGAUCCUAAAAUGUGUCUUUGGGUUCUGGUUGCUCUGUCAGUCUGUGAAAGCACAUGAGAGACACAUUCUCCAACAGCUUGCCUCUUCACGCUAUCUCUUGGUAUCCCCAAUUAUUACAAAUGUGUUCAUUUUUCAUGUCCUUGCAACUUUGCUCCCCAAAACCAAAAUACUUUUAAGGACCAAAUGCACUACACCUGAUAUGUAUAGAGUGCUGGAUGGAACUUCAACUGCUUAA